AUGAAUCAUAGUUGGCUAUCUUCCUCUUCGCCCAUAGCAGUAAGAAGAUUAUCACAAGCUAUUUCUGAUAUUGUUUCAGGCUCUUCAAGUUCUUCUACUGGAAGCAAUUGUCAAUCAUCAAAUAGUCAUUCUUUUCUUCCAACAGAUAAUUUAAUAUUGACUCAACAAGAUCAAGUCGAUUCUUCUGUUUCUUUGAAUAAUAAGCUUUCUAUUGAAUUUGAAAAUGAAGCACAGAUGAUACUAAGGCCUAAUCGAAUUAUUCGAGGAACCGUACAUUUGAAGUUUCGAGCAGAAGAAGUCGCUACAGUCAAAGUAAAAGAAGGUGGAUUAGAAAAUAAAAUUGAACGAAUAGAUCAGGUGAUUACAAGUUAUUUUGAUAUUGUAACUAAAAUCUGGGGAAUAGAACCAAGACCAUAUUUAUCUAGCUUUUGGGAAACAAUUGAAAUAGGCGAGUAUGAAUAUCCUUUUGCGUUAAAGUUUCCAAAUGUGAAUUUCCCUCCAUCAACAGAUGAUCUUGUAGGAUUCUCAAUUCGUUAUAUUUGGUCAGCUCAUCUGGAUGGACCUGUUUAUAAUCCUGGCUUAUGUUCAAGGGACUAUAUUGUACCUUACAGACCCAUCAUCUGCGCUUCUCCUUCAAAGCAAUGGAUAUUUAAACAAAUCAUUUUUCAAUCCUAUAAAAAAAGGCAACCAACCUUAUCUCUUGCCCAUGCCACAGCCACUUUCCCACAACAAUCAUUUUGUCCAGACGAACUAAUCAAUUUUGACCUUCAAGUGGAUUGUAUUCAACCUAAUUUGGUUGUUGCAAGUGUCGAUAUCCUACUUGAGAAACGAUAUAUUGGACAGCUUCAACUUCAACAUGGACUUGCACGUAAAUAUAAAGCAAGAAAGAUCACAGGUCACACUAUCUCAUCUGUGACAGGAAACGCAGGAUCAGUCAAGAUUCCUGUUCAGUUUCUUUUGCCCACGAAACUCGUAUCACCUUCAUUUCAAUCUCGCUAUCUCUGUAUUCAUUAUGCAAUCGUCCUUCGUAUUUAUUUUAAAAAGACAAAGGCAUUAACGACGCAUGAUGUCAAUAGUGAAAAAUGGUCUAUUCCAAUAGGUAUCACCAAUCUACCUUACAGUCAUUUAUUAAACAUACCUCAUUUAACAUCAAUUGAAUCCUAUCUUGAUUCAAAAGAAUCUCCUGUCUUUUUUGAUCCUUCCUUAGAUGAGCCUCCAAGAAGAAUGAGUCAUGAUGAUGAUAAUGAUAAUGAUGAUCUAGACUUAUCAAACUCUUUCUCUAUCUCUCCCACUACUCCAUCACCUCCUAAUUAUUUUUCUUUAACAACAGGUAUCGUACCUUCUCAGUUUAUCCAGAAAGAACGUAAAGAAAGGACACGUUUCACAAGUCGUUUAAUUAAAGCUGGAAUGGAAACACAAUUAGGAGAACCUAUUAAAGUUCUAUCUCUUACAGAAAAUAGUGACUUUUACAUUUGGUGA
This is a messenger RNA of Cokeromyces recurvatus, 1479 nucleotides long. RefSeq lists its product as uncharacterized. The transcript is spliced from 6 exons. Gene Ontology annotation, biological process: protein transport. The record is from RefSeq and is a predicted model, not a curated record. The coding region runs from base 1 to 1479 and encodes 492 amino acids. NCBI's taxonomy places the organism in Eukaryota, Fungi, Mucoromycota, Mucoromycetes, Mucorales, Mucoraceae. Gene Ontology annotation, cellular component: cytoplasm.